AUGCCAAAUCCGUCCAGACGCCAUGGUACCCGCUCCAACCCAACUAAGUCUAGUUCGCUUCCACCCGAGGAGCUUGAGCCGCGCCUCCUCAACCUCGACCUCCAACUUCCUUCACUUCCAUCCAUCGUCGCAGGCCUCACCGACACUCUUGGACUGACGGGAGGACAACAACCCGCGCCCGCGCCUGCCCCGAGUCCUCAACAGCCUCCGGCACAACCUGCUCCGCAGCCCUCACCUCAGCAACCCGCUCCUCAACCCGCGCCAUCCCAGCAGCCUGCCCCAAGUCCUCAACCUGCCCCUCCACCGGCUUCGUCAACCCAUGCUGGCUCUGCUCCAAGCAAUCCUACCUCUUCCAUCCCACCCAACGUGUCUUCAUCCCCCUCGUCGUCCCCUUCGUCCGGGGUUUCCAGCAACGUUCCGAGCGCGUCCCAGGUUCCAGGCGCAGAAGUAACCGGACGACCUCCCAACCUCAACCUCGGCUCUUCAGGUGAUCUCCCAGACCUGAGCGACCACCUAGCUCCUGCGCCAAUCGCAAACGCUGGCGAGCGUCCCGAUGAACGCGUCUCAGCAUCAACCACGAGCCUCGAGAGCACCCGAACGCGUACUUUCGUGACCAACGGCUCUACGUCAAUUGUCGUGGUGGGUCCAUCAGACAAACCCAUCCCAACAGAUCCGAGGGGUUCGCCAUCUCCCAACGACAACAGCAGUGCCGGAUCGUCCAAGUCCAACCAUGUCGUCAUCGCCGUGGUCGCCCCCAAGGGAUACCAUGAGCUCAUGGACAUUCCCCUACCCCGCAGGCCAUGCCCCGAACAGUAG
Molecule: messenger RNA, 816 nt
Organism: Coprinopsis cinerea okayama7#130
Lineage: Eukaryota; Fungi; Basidiomycota; Agaricomycetes; Agaricales; Psathyrellaceae
Exons: 2
Coding region: 1-816 (271 amino acids)
Source: RefSeq, a predicted model, not a curated record